Messenger RNA from Ruditapes philippinarum (Manila clam), 1407 nucleotides. RefSeq names its product enoyl-CoA hydratase, mitochondrial-like. Lineage: Eukaryota; Metazoa; Mollusca; Bivalvia; Venerida; Veneridae. Gene Ontology annotation, biological process: fatty acid beta-oxidation. Gene Ontology annotation, cellular component: mitochondrion. The transcript has 8 exons. The record is from RefSeq and is a predicted model, not a curated record. Gene Ontology annotation, molecular function: enoyl-CoA hydratase activity. The coding region runs from base 51 to 938 and encodes 295 amino acids.
UGAAUAACUUAUUUAUUUGAUUCAAUUAUUUUGGUACGGAUACUUUAAUCAUGGCUGCCACGAACUUUAGCCGUUGUAUUUUAAGUCGUAUUUUGCUAAAUAAUGGUAGAAAUAACGUAUUUAAAUACACGACAGCUCAUGCAAGAUGUAUGUCAACACAAGGAGAAUUUAUAAUCACAGAAAAGAAAGGUGCAAAACAAAAUGUUGGUUUUAUCCAGUUAAAUAGAAGGAAGGCGUUGAAUGCACUAUGUGAUGGAUUGAUGAGGGAAGUAGAGGAUGCAAUCGACAAAUUUGAAGCUGAUGACAGUAUUGGAUGCAUUGUUCUCACAGGCGGGGAAAAGGCAUUUGCUGCUGGUGCAGACAUUAAGGAGAUGAAGGACAGAGAGUUCUCUCAAGUGUUUAAAGGAAAUUUUCUCUCAUACUGGAACAGGCUGGCAGCCUGUAACAAGCCUGUUAUUGCAGCUGUGAAUGGAUUUGCUUUAGGAGGUGGUUGUGAAAUUGCAAUGAUGUGCGAUAUCAUAUACGCAGGAGAAAAUGCCCAGUUUGGACAGCCAGAAAUUACCAUAGGAACCAUACCAGGUGCCGGAGGUACUCAGAGAUUGUGUAAAGCUAUAGGAAAAUCCAAGGCAAUGGAAAUGGUACUUACUGGUAACAGAAUUAACGCACAAGAAGCUGAAAAAGCAGGACUAGUUAGUAAAGUGUUCCCAGUUGACCAAGUUGUUGAUGAGGCUAUAAAAACAGCUGAACAAAUUGCCGGUUUCUCUAAAGUCACUACUGCUAUGUGUAAAGAAGCUGUCAAUUCAGCCUAUGAGAUGUCCCUUUCAGAAGGUUUACAUUUUGAAAAGAGACUUUUCCACGCAACUUUUGCAACAAAAGACAGAAAAGAAGGCAUGACAGCAUUUUUGGAGAAGAGAAAACCAGACUUUACUGAUAGCUAAACACUGAACAUUUUGCCAUUUUAAUGACUGAUGAUGAUAUAUUAACCAGAUAAAUUUUUGUGAUAUAUGCUGAAGAAAUUUGAGUGAAAUAUAAAUGAUAUUAUACUGUGUAGUUGUGUCAGGGUAAUAACAUAUUAUAUGUCAAAACAUUGUCUUUGUGAGCAAAGGGAGACAAUCCUAUCAGUGAUACAGAAUGCCAGUGAGAAACAGUGUAUCAGUGAAAAUAUAAUUAUAUAUUUUAACAGUGAGAAUCUGAUUUAAUUCUAUGGUUUUAUUAAAGUAGAAGUCAGGCCAGAAGUACUGUACUUGUCAAUAUGUUUUUGAUACAUUUGUUUUAUUGUACUGACUUUGUUAGAAUAUCAUUAGACUUUGUAAAAAUACAUUUUGAUUGUGAUUUGUUAUAAUUAUGACUUAAUUUGCUGGUUUGAUGAGCAUAAUAAUCAAUUUGACAAAAUACUGUUUUAAUAAA